Plutella xylostella (diamondback moth) is the source of this 2526-nucleotide messenger RNA. RefSeq lists its product as uncharacterized. The record is from RefSeq and is a predicted model, not a curated record. NCBI's taxonomy places the organism in Eukaryota, Metazoa, Arthropoda, Insecta, Lepidoptera, Plutellidae.
UCAUUUUCUUUGCGAAGCGUUUGGCUUAUUUAUUUGUUUCUUGUUUGUAUCCCUCGUUCUUCAAAUACAAUAUGCUUUUUUAACUAACAUAUUCGAAAGCCCAUUGGACAGUACAUAAAAAGCAAUGGCAUAUGAAUUAGCUAGUUUGUUAAAUAGCCUCGGCCAAGCGAAUGUAGAGUAUUGUGUUUUGUGUUUACAAACUACGGAAAAACAUAAAAUUUCGUGCUCCGAUUAUUUGAAUACGAUUAUUGAAGAGCUGAGGGGUCCUACUACAUGGACAUGGCUGAAAACCACUUUCGACAACUUGAAUGUGUGUCAGGUCUGCGAGGUGCUUUUGGCUAAAACGAUGAGAAUCUUACAAAGAAUCAGGUUCACAGUAAAAUUUAAUAGAUUAAUGAAAAUGCGCAAUGAUGCAGACAAUUUAUUGAUACUUAAUACUAUUCUUGAAGGGUUGGACUCUAAUCAGGACACUGUGCUCCCGUUCAGCCACCAGCAGCGCGCGGCGGCGGUGGCGCGCGAGUGCGCGGAGGCCGCGCGAGCCAUGCAGCCACUGCACGACUUGAGGAAGACCGAGACGCUGGUCGUAUCAUCUAAUGCUGCCGGGACGACCUGGGACUCCCACAAGCAGUUUUCCCCGCCCCCCGCGCCCGCCCCCGCGGCCCCCGCGCCCCCCGCAGCCCCCGCGCCUGUAGCCAGCGAGUGCAACUACGUCAUAGAAAACAAUAUACAGCUGAAAGACGGAAGCAUUCAACUGAAGGAGGAGGAUGAUGAUGUUAUAAUAAAACCCGAACCGGAACCGGAUGUGUUCGUCAUAGACGACGACGAGGAACCGGAAGCGCCGCCAUCGCCGGUCCCGGCCGAGCUCUACUCCAGCCGGGACCUGAGCGAGAGACUACGAAACUACCUCUUAAAAAACCAAAUCGACCCAUCCAUGAUCACUAAAGAAACCCCCAUAAUUGACGACCCGCUAAAAACAAACGUUAAAACUGUAUCCAAUAUGCCUAACCUCAAAAACGUGGCAGAUUUACUCGUUAACACAACAAACCCUAUAAUUCUGCCUAGCGAAGUGACGGGCGGUAACCAGAUGUUAGCGAUCAAAACGCCAGACGGAACCGGGUUUGUGUUGCACCAAAUAGUAACUGCUGCGUAUGGUGAGCUUUAUGUACCCACUGUUCCAGCGAAAAUUGUUAACGGAGAGCUAAUAAUGCUGAACAAAAUUAUAUGCUCGGGCCCUGUCGAUCCACCUACUAUUAUGCCUAUAAUUAUUAACUCACCUACUCCAGCCCAAGUUAUACCGCCACCUACGGUAAAACCAACUCAGAGGCAAAAGAAAACUCUGUCAGACGAAGAAUUGAAGAGUCUGAGAUACAAUUUGUACAAAAUCGCACCGCCUGGGGAUAACCCGUUACCGAUAUAUAAAGGGAUCCCCCCAAUUAACACUACAAGUUCACCAAAUGCUAACACAAGUGGUACAGUUAGACUUAGAGGUUAUGUCCAAAGUCAAACUAGUACAGUCAAACAAAUGAGUGUAAAUACUGGUGGUAAUUUUAGAGGUCCAGGGAAUAUUAGACCGAAAACUCAACCAGUGGGGCCAAGGUCUAUAACUAUAGCGAAUGGAGUCGUAAGUGGCAAAGCUAUACCUACAACGCAUAGAGGGAAAAGUAAUCAAAACCAAGAAAGUGAUAAAGCUACCAGUACACAGAGGAUACAAGUGAAACCUUCAAAACCGUUCGCCACUCAGAAUAAGGUAGUCAGCCAUAGAGGCACAGAAACGAGAGAAUCUAUGGAAAUUCCUCAGAAAAUUCAAGUUAUUCCGUCGAAUCCGUUUGCUACACAGAGUGGGAGCCAAGACGUCCAUAGAGAAAAGGAAAUGGCGUCGAAACGGAAGAAUGAGGAGGCAACGCUAGGUGCGGAACCUGCUAAAAUGAAAAUGGACGAUAGCAUCGAUUGGGAGGCCAAAAUUCCCAUGGACGUCAUCACGUAUAUGGAUGCAACGGACCCGCUAGCUGAACUGCCACAGAAUCAAAUUUCGAACUCAGGCAUCGGAGGCAUUGCCAAUGUUUAUUCUGAGACCGAAGACCGAAUAGCUGCAGCCUCCAUAGAGAACGAACUAAGGAGGCCACAUAACAGUGCGUUCGAUAUUGUUUCUAAAGUCAUAAGCAUUGAUUGAACUUUUUUCGUUGUUUUUUAAUGUGAAGAUUUCGUGGUGUCAUCUGCAUGUUAUUUGCAUCUUUGACGACGGCAGGGUGUUGUGGUUAGUGUUACCCUGACUGCUAUGCCUAAGGUCCCGGGCUCGAUUCCAGGCCUGGGCAGAUAUUUGUACUGGGGUCUUGGAUGUUAAACUGUAUGCAGACAUAUCAGCUGUCAGCUAACCAUAUUACAGGCUCUGCCUAGAUUAAGGUCGGAUGGCCGUGUGUGAGUUGCCCCUACAUAUUAUUAUGUAUAUGGCUAUGAGUGUAAAAAGUGUAAAAGUCAAAAUAAAUACAUCAUUAUUGAUACGCGCCGCGUAUUUUGAAACUAUACAAG